AGAUAUUAUUUCCCCCUGAUGCUUUCCUGAAAGCUCCUGCAAUCAGCUACAGGUCAGAAUCCUCGUCUCCAACACUGGACUCCCUCUGAGACUCACGGAAAAGACUAUGACAGGAGAAAAUCAGCUUCCUGUUUGGAUACCCACUAGCCAUUUAAAGUUCUACAAUGAACCCAUCAGAGAUGCAAAGAAAAGUGCCUCCACAGAGACAGAAAACCCGCAAUCGAGCAUCAUUGGCUCACCAGGUGAACAAAAUGGUGACAUCAGAAGAACAGACGAAGUUGCCAUCCACCAAGAAAGCAGAGCCGCUGACCUGGGCCCAACUAAAGAAGUUGACACAGAUAGCUGAAAAAAGCCUGAAGAACACAAGGGUAACACAAACUCCAGAGAAUAUGCUGCUUGCAGCUUUAAUGACUGUAUCAACAGUGUCUACAGGUGUAUCCAGCAGCUCCAGAGAGACAGCGACCAGCGAGAACAGGCCAUGA
Molecule: messenger RNA, 482 nt
Organism: Pongo pygmaeus (Bornean orangutan)
Lineage: Eukaryota; Metazoa; Chordata; Mammalia; Primates; Hominidae
Product: endogenous retrovirus group K member 104 Rec protein-like
Exons: 3
Coding region: 165-482 (105 amino acids)
Source: RefSeq, a predicted model, not a curated record